AUGAACAGCAGCCUCAACUCCUCUGGGGCGUUCAGCCUCCGCAAAUUCUGGCUCAGUUAGUGAUCUGAAUCGAGUGCAAGAUCAGCUCGUUCGAGCAGGAGAUUGACAAGACUGAAGCGCAUCUCGAGGCCGACCUGCGUGCUGCUCGGAAUUUCGGCAUGCUCACGCCUUUACUCUAGUCCACGAGGGAGAAGAUUAGGACGCCGAUCAGCCGGAUGCGACCGAGAUCUACCCUUAGCAGCUCGGGGAGGACUAGUACUGGGAGGCGACUCGUUGCGCAAAGCGAGUUUCGCUUGUCCAGAUCCCUUUGUCUAGGCUCCAACGCAGGCCGUCAGGUCAUUCGCACCAGAGUUACGAUCCGGAAAGCUCUUGCCGCCGCUUGACGCGUGCUGGUAUUCCCUGUGCGGUUUGAAUGAUGGUGGUCCCGUUUGUAUCUGAUUUGUUUGUUUUGAAUUUUUCAAUUGUGACGGAAUUGCCACUGUGUAGAUCGCAUGAAAGCC
This is a messenger RNA of Dacryopinax primogenitus, 500 nucleotides long. RefSeq lists its product as uncharacterized. The record is from RefSeq and is a predicted model, not a curated record. The transcript has a single exon. Lineage: Eukaryota; Fungi; Basidiomycota; Dacrymycetes; Dacrymycetales; Dacrymycetaceae. The annotation marks the transcript as partial.